This is a messenger RNA of Brachypodium distachyon (stiff brome), 1994 nucleotides long. Its product is annotated as bifunctional aspartate aminotransferase and glutamate/aspartate-prephenate aminotransferase. The record is from RefSeq and is a predicted model, not a curated record. Gene Ontology annotation, biological process: biosynthetic process. The coding region runs from base 408 to 1787 and encodes 459 amino acids. The transcript has 10 exons. Lineage: Eukaryota; Viridiplantae; Streptophyta; Magnoliopsida; Poales; Poaceae. Gene Ontology annotation, molecular function: catalytic activity; pyridoxal phosphate binding.
AGUCCAUUACAAGGAGGCUGAGCCACCAAGGCCUAUUGAUCCGCGUGGAGGAGAAUGGAAAUCAUAUGCCCCAUUUUAGAUUGCAGUAGAUAAAAUUUCACAUAUUACUACAUCGCCGCGCCAAUCAAAGGCAAGUUCCUUCGGUUUCUCUCUGCGAAUUGUUGCAUCACUUCAUUCCCAGUUCGUCUGUGAGAGGUUGGUGGAAGAACUCGGGGCUGAAGAAUGCAAACGAAAGUCCAACCUUCCUGCAUUCUGUACCAACCCAAAGCCGCGCUCAUGGCGCACCCACCUACCACCACCACCAAUCACCAUGACCACCUCGAGUAUAAACCCGGGGGAGCCGGGGACAAGCUACCGCGAACACCGCGAGGUCCACAUUUAAGCCAAGGGCAAGCCCUCAACUCGCGAUGGCCGCCGCCCCCGCCACCUCUUCCGCCCCGUCCUUCUCCACCCCCACCAGACCGGCCUCCGAUCCCAGCUCCGUCCGCUUCACCAGGGCGUGGGGGAAGGGGGCGACGGCGGCGAGGGCCAGGAGGAUGUCGGCGGUGAGGGCGGAGGCGGUGGACGCGUCCAUCAGCCCGACUGUGAGCGCGCUGCGCCCGUCCAAGACCAUGGCGAUCACAGACCAGGCCACGGCGCUGCGGCAGGCUGGCGUGCCGGUCAUCGGCCUCGCCGCAGGGGAGCCCGACUUCGACACGCCGGCCUCGAUUGCCGAGGCUGGGAUGAAUGCAAUCAGGGAUGGCUACACAAGGUACACUCCUAAUGCUGGGACUUUGGAGCUAAGAAAGGCUAUCUGUAACAAACUCCAGGAGGAGAAUGGGAUAUCCUACAGCCCAGAUCAGGUGCUAGUGAGCAAUGGAGCUAAGCAGUGCAUCACGCAAGCCGUGCUUGCUGUUUGCUCACCUGGUGAUGAGGUUUUGAUACCAGCACCUUACUGGGUCAGUUAUCCUGAGAUGGCUACAUUGGCUGGUGCAGCUCCAGUGAUCCUUCCUACAAACAUAUCAGAGAAUUUCUUGUUAAGCCCAGAAAUACUUGCUGAGAAGAUCAGCGAGAAAUCGAGGCUUUUGAUUCUCUGUUCUCCAUCUAAUCCAACAGGGUCGGUAUAUCCUAAGGAUUUGCUUGAAAAAAUAGCCGAUAUAGUCAAGAAGCAUCCUAGACUGCUGGUUUUAUCUGACGAGAUCUAUGAGCAUAUUAUCUAUCAGCCUGCAACACAUACAAGCUUUGCCUCAUUGCCUGGAAUGUGGGAAAGAACAUUAACUGUAAAUGGUUUUUCCAAGGCUUUUGCAAUGACGGGCUGGCGACUCGGCUACCUUGCAGCCCCUAAACAUUUUGUUGCAGCAUGUGGAAAGAUCCAAAGCCAGUUCACCUCAGGUGCGAGUAGCAUAUCACAGAAAGCAGGGCUUGCAGCUUUAAACCUUGGGUAUGCUGGUGGCGAAGCAGUAUCAACUAUGGUCAAAGCAUUCCAGGAACGCAGGGAUUACCUUGUCAAUGGCUUCAAGGAAAUUCCAGGUGUGAAAAUAUCAGAGCCUAAGGGUGCCUUCUAUUUAUUCAUUGACUUCAGCUCCUACUAUGGAUCUGAGGUAGAAGGUUUUGGUACUAUCAGUGACUCUGAGUCCCUCUGCAUUUUUCUCUUAGAGAAAGCACAGGUCGCGCUUGUCCCAGGGGAUGCAUUCGGGGACGACACAUGUGUCCGCAUUUCAUAUGCUGCAGCGCUAUCCACGUUACAAACUGCUAUGGUGAAAAUCAAAGAAGCGGUCGCUUUAAUCAAACCCCGUGUCGCUGCCUAGUGAAAAAUGUUUAGUCUGUAAAUUGCAGUGAGAACUGGGCGACCUCCAUAAACUCUAAACUGCACUCAUGUACCAUCUCUUGCAUUGUUUUGACAGACUUGAUCUUUUUGUUGUUGGUAUCUGUAUCGUUAUGGAUUUAUUGCACCAAACUUCAAGCAAAUGGAAAAUUCAUGUCCCUUUCUUUUUAUGAAUAAGCUGGAUUGUGCC